Molecule: messenger RNA, 2434 nt
Organism: Carcharodon carcharias (great white shark)
Lineage: Eukaryota; Metazoa; Chordata; Chondrichthyes; Lamniformes; Lamnidae
Gene: samd14
Product: sterile alpha motif domain containing 14
Exons: 10
Coding region: 183-1508 (441 amino acids)
Biological process (GO): neuron projection development; calcium-mediated signaling; actin filament organization
Cellular component (GO): postsynaptic density; actin cytoskeleton; dendrite
Molecular function (GO): actin filament binding
Source: RefSeq, a predicted model, not a curated record
UCAAAUCAGCAGCUCCCUUGCUGAGGUGCCCCUGCCCGAAUGAAUCACAGACAUCCCUUGACUAUUGCUGAUGGAAGAAAUCUUGCUGGAAGGGAAUCAUUAAGAGCCCUGCUAACAGAGUACAGUUGUUGGGAGAUGCUGUGAUUAACAUGCCGUGAAUCUGCCACAGUCCGAGCUGCAACAUGUCUACCACAAAAGCAGGUGAUACGGAUGAGGUUUUUGAUUUUAAUGAGGUGAUACCAGAGACUGAAAGACUUGACAGCAGCUUGCAGAAGGCUCGAGCCCAGCUCUCUGUUAAGGCAAGACGACAGCGGCCAUCUAGAUCUCGACUACGUGAUAGCAUAAGCUCCACAGAAGGAGAUGACAGCCUGGAAAGAAAGGCAACAGAUAGCUAUGGAAGCCCACUGCACAGUAUGAGAUCUCCUUUACAUUCUUCACUGCGGGGCUCCUCUCCUUCUUCAGAAUCUGCUAUAUCUUCAGCUUCUCCCUCACAUCGAGCCUCGUCCUUCUCAUUCGAUGUUAACAUAGUGAGGAGGACAUUUGAAGAAGGAGAGCAGGCAUCAAUGGCAAUGACACGUUACCAGACUCUGACUAAUGCUUCCUCCCAGGAAGCACUGGGCUUGACUCCCACCAGUUCUCCUUCCAAAUCCUGCCACAGCUCUGACACCUCUCCAGUUCACAUGAGGAGAGAGAGAAGAACAGAAAAGCACAGUGAAGGUUCAGAGGAGAGUAAAGAAACAAGUCCAGCAGAACCAGCUAGCCCCACAGUCGGCCUCGACAGAAAGGCAAGGCGGAAACUUUUGGACCUUGGGGUACAGUUACGAAGAUCUUCGUCCACAAAAGGAAGAAAAGCAGAGAAGGCAGCUAACAGACUGUCUACUGGUAGCAGGGAUUCUUUUGAAGGUCCAAUCAGUAUUCUAGCCUCUGCCAAGUCUGCAGUGCCACAGUUUGUGCCUUUCUCAUGGUUCACAGACAGCAGCAAAGGAUCAACGUCCUCCAGUGGUACAAUGUCACCCACCUGCUCUCCGAGGAUGUCCUCCCAGGGACUCGUCCCAAAAAAGUCAGCUUCCCAGGAAUCCACACUGAGUGAAGACUCCAGCCCAAGAAGUGGAAGCCCCAGAAUUUUAAGUAGUUCAGCUGCUGAAUCACGAGCGACACCUACUUUGUCCCUGUCUUCUGAUGAAUUUCUUGAUGAAGGACAGCCCUAUUGCCUUGUUUCAACUUGGACAACUCAGCAAGUCUGCCAGUGGCUGAUUGGGUUGAACAUGGACCACUACGUAUCAGAAUUCACUGCUGGCAAUGUUGAUGGUGAACAAUUAUUGCACUUGGAUGGAAGUAAACUGAAGGCUUUGGGAGUCGUCAACUCACAGGACCGAGCCACGAUCAAAAAGAAAAUUAAAGACAUGAAUGCAGCAGUCGAAAAAGAAAGGAAAGCCUUGGAGAAACUGGAAAAACAGAAGGAGAAACAAAAGAAAAAGGAACAGGAACAGUUGCAGAAAAAGAGCUAAGCUGGGAAGAAUGACCACGUGUAAGCACAUCUAAACAUUUGUCUCCAGUUCUUCAGAGAUUAAAACAUGAGCAGCAAGAAGAAAUGCAAGGAGUCAAUAGAUCAGACUGGACAUUGUAUGACAGAUCUGUUUGUGGGAUUUGUGAAGCACAGUUCAACUUCACACUUGGACAGUUCAGGUCUGUAAUGGCAACCUCUAGUGUUAAAAAGAAGUAAUAUUUCACAACGCAGGCAGACUUUCCUUAGUCAAUGGAUUACCAUGGAAAAUCAUGCUGCAUUUACUAAUAACUGAAUCCAUACUGGGUCAGAUACUGAGGAAGUCAGGAUAAUCUAUUGUUAAAAAAAAAUAGACCUACCCUCUGAGAAUAGAAUGUUCCCAAGUUUUUAAGUCACUGACAGGAGUUAUUCUGUGUGUAUUGGUAGCACUGAUUACUUUAAAACUAAGGGAAAUGGAGAAGAAUAUGAAAAAUGGCCCUUAAAAUAUGGGAGAAACUAAAUUUUGUUAUACCUUUAAACUGUCAAAAAAAAUGCUUUCUAAUGAUUAAAGCAGCUAUCAGAAGGAAAAAAUAGAACUGAGGAUUAAUGUGCCUGUGUUUGAAAUAUUACAGCUGUUAAUGCACAAUUUUUUCAAAACCUGAAUUCUUCCACAAUCUAGGUUGUAAAGAGGGCCUCAGUUGAUUGAGUGAGUUUGCCAGCAAUUGUGCUGCGAUGGCAGAAAAACUUUGCAUAAAUGUAUGGAUGGAAUGUAUGUAAUGUGAAUUGGGAUUGAAGAAAAGGAGCUAGACAAUGGGACGCACUUGGUAUCUUGCCAUUUAUUGAGCAAUGUCUUCCUGUAAUAGACUGUCCUGGAGAGUAUGAUACAGUAUAAUAGAGAUAAACUGUGCGUUUUCAGAUGAUCUCGUUCUGUGCGUGUAGUUGUACAAAAUA